This is a messenger RNA of Exophiala aquamarina CBS 119918, 1923 nucleotides long. RefSeq lists its product as uncharacterized. Lineage: Eukaryota; Fungi; Ascomycota; Eurotiomycetes; Chaetothyriales; Herpotrichiellaceae. The coding region runs from base 1 to 1923 and encodes 640 amino acids. The transcript has a single exon. The record is from RefSeq and is a predicted model, not a curated record.
AUGGUGAGUUGUAGUCGGGGUCUAUUCAAAACUCUACUGAACAUUAUCUCAGUCUACGACUUGCCUACAGAACUACUUUUCAGUCUUGCUGUUGUUGGCAGGGCAGAGCGUCCCUCACAAGAGCCUGUAGACUCAGUCGAUGCGCAGUCUCGCGCAACAGUGAACGACGGCGUGUCGACAUCGACAUCAUGCACUCUUUGCAAAGUCUCUCUCUCUUCGGUGCAAGACCAAAGGCAACAUGUCAAGUCAGAUUUUCACCGAUACAAUCUCAAGUUGAACAUAAAACAGAUGCCGCCGAUAGAUGAAGCCACUUUUUUUCAAAUGAUUGGUGAUCUGGAUGAGUCUCUGUCAGGCUCUGAGUCGGACACCUCAGAUGACAAUGACGAAGAGGGAAAGCCUGGAGAGAGCACCUUGACUGCACUUCUCAAGAAACAAGCGAAACUGCACAAUAGUAAUCAAGAAGAAGAGAAUAGUUCCACGAGGAAAAUAGGUGCCGGCAGUGCACCCAUGUUCUGGUUGUCUAGCCCAAAGCUUGCAGACGAUACAGGUCUCGGAGUCUACAAGGCUCUUCUCUCACACUCAGACCAAGAAGCAACCGCAUCGUCAUUAGUAGAUAUCAUCAAGGGUAAACAACUCAAGGCUACCGUUGCAAAGCAAAGCGGUGGUGCAAAGGCAUCGCAGCCUGGCCAGAAUGACCCUCAUUUCUUUUUGUGUAUGAUUGGUGGUGGCCAUUUCGCAGCCAUGAUCGUUUCACUGGUACCAGAAUUGCGAAAAGGCCCUGGUGGCGUGGAAGAACGUCACGCUAUUGUACAUGCGCAUAAAACCUUUCACCGGUAUACGACUAGGCGGAAACAGGGCGGAUCCCAAUCUGCAAAUGACAAUGCCAAGGGAAAUGCUCAUUCUGCUGGAUCGUCGAUACGAAGAUAUAAUGAGAUGGCGUUAGAAGCCGAUGUCAGAAAUGUUCUAGGUGAAUGGAAGACGAUGAUUGACACUGCGGAGCUCCUUUUUAUCCGCGCGACGGGCACAACAAAUCGCAAGACCCUCUUCGGGCCUUAUGACGGACAGGUCCUGCGCAAUAAUGAUAAGCGACUACGAGGAUUUCCUUUUAGCACUCGCCGCGCAACCCAGACUGAGCUGCUCCGGUCGUUCCAUGAGCUCACCAGGUUGAAGGUUGGCAAGCUAGUUGAUCCCGCAGUGGAAGACAAACCCGUGAUAAAGACUGCUCCAAAAGACCCAAAACCCAAGCCCACUGCGCCUAAGUUGACAGAAGAGGAAGAAGCCGCGCAAUUACAUACAAAUCAGCUUCAGGCCCUGAUUCGAAGGUCCAAAGCUCCCGGUGUUUUGCAGUAUCUGACCAAGAACCAGCUCUCGCCAGAUUUCUCUUUCUGGCCUUUAUCAGAACACUAUCAUGCGCCGACCCCACUUCAUCUCUCUGCCUCGACGAACUCUCCAGCCCUGGUGUUGACGUUGCUCACCAAAGCCAAGGCCAACCCGACGGUUGAAAAUGGCGAUGGCAAGACACCCUAUGACAUUGCCGGGGAUACCAGAACCAGGGAUAGUUUCCGCGUUGCACGCCACCAGCUCGGCGAGGACGCAUACGACUGGUCUAAGACUCACAUCCCAACAGGUAUAACGCAAGAAGAGUCCGAUGCCAAAUCUCAGCAGGAUAAGGUGGCUUCUGACGCCGCGGAGGCACGGCGCCGCAAAGCAGACCUGGACCGAAUUCAGCAAGAAGACCAUAAAAUGGCUGGAAGGAUGGAGCGGAAAGCCGGAGCCGGCAAGACCCUGAUGGAGAAAACUGGUUCAGACCGGCGAGAGGAGGAGACCAGAGGCCUGACUCCUGAAUUAAGAAUGAAGUUGGAGAGGGAACGGAGAGCUAGGGCGGCUGAAGAGAGGCUCAGACGGAUGCAGGGUGCUCAGUGA